UUUUAUGGGGCUUGAACCCUUCAUUGGCUACUCACGAAAACAUCAUGUGUUGGUUGGACUAAACAACAUCAUUAAUUGCUUCGUUUGUGCUUGACCAGUUACUACUGCAAAUGGAUUAAUCAGAUUCACACCAGUUCAAAGAAGGAAGUGAUUGUAGUUGAAGUCCAGCUAUUUUCAAGCAUGGGAAAGUAUGGAGUUUCUCAGCUUUACCAUAUCUUCUCCAUUUUCAUUCUCACCAUUAGCUUUUCGUGCAGAGCCAGUGAUGAAGAUAAAAAGAUUUAUAUUGUGUACAUGGGAGCACUUCAAGAUAAGUUGAACUCACCAAUGUCUCAACACCAUGGCAUUUUACAAAGUGUUAUUGAUGAUGGAAGUACUUCUGUUGGAGAUGCCUUAGUUCGAAGCUACAGCAGGAGUUUCAAUGGAUUUGCAGCAAAACUUACCGAAAAACAAAGAUUGAAGAUUGAAGGUAUGAAGGAAGUAAUCUCUGUCUUCCCCAAUAAAAUACUCUACAAACAAACAACAAGGUCUUGGGACUACAUGGGGUUCCACAAGACAGUGAGGAGAAAUCCCACUGUGGAGAGUGAUACUAUAAUUGGUGUCAUUGACUCUGGAAUUUGGCCAGAGUCAAAGAGCUUUAGUGAUGAAGGUUUUGGUCCUCCUCCCAAGAAAUGGAAAGGUGCUUGCAAUGGAGGAGAAAAUUUCACUUGCAACAACAAGAUCAUUGGAGCUCAGCAUUAUUCGACAUUGGCAGGAGAUAGCUCUACGAGGGAUGAUGAUGGCCAUGGAAGCCAUACAGCUUCCACAGCUGCUGGAAACAAUGUAAACCAUGCGAGUUUUUAUGACUUGAAGAAAGGUGAAGCUAGAGGAGGAGUCCCCUCUGCUAGAAUUGCAGCCUACAAGGUUUGCAACUCUAAGAUGUGCACUGCAGCUGCUGUGAUGGCUGCUUUUGACGAUGCUAUUUCUGAUGGCGUUGACAUUAUCUCUAUAUCGAUUUCUUUUACUGGAGCUGUAAGUUUUGCAGAAGAUCCUAUUGCCAUUGGUGCUUUCCAUGCCAUGGAGAAAGGGAUACUUACCACACACUCUGCUGGAAACUUAGGCCCUUCUAUUGGAACCGUGUCAAGUGUUGCGCCAUGGUUAAUGACAGUAGCAGCAAGUACCACAGAUCAAAGAAUCAUAGACAAGGUUGUUCUUGGCAAUGGAAUGACCAUAAUUGGGAGAUCUAUCAAUUCUUUUAAACUCAAUGGAACAACAUUUCCUCUAGUACGUGGGGAAGAUGCUUCAAGUCAGUGCUCAGGUUUAUUUUCAAGCAUUUGCACGAAUGGGUGCCUAGACACUAAUUUAAUCAAGGGGAAGAUUGUGAUGUGUGACUUGUAUAGUGGAGCCAAUGAGGCCUUUAAAGCUGGUGCACUUGGCUGCAUUACCACCAUCGACGAUUUCAAUGAUUUUUCUACUAUUGUCCCAUUCCCUGCAUCAGUUUUGAACAGUACAGAUUACUUCGCGGUCUUAUCCUACCUGAAUUCCACAAAGAAUCCUGAAGCAACAAUAUUAAGAAGUGAAUUCAGAAAGGACUAUGCAGCUCCUACUGUUGCCUCCUUCUCAUCGCGGGGGCCUAAUACUAUCACACCAGAUAUUAUGAAGCCUGAUAUUAGUGCCCCAGGAGUAAACAUAUUGGCUGCAUACUCACCUGAAAGUUCACCUACACGAGUCUUUGACGAUAAGAGGCGUGUUAACUACAACAUACUAUCAGGAACCUCUAUGGCUUGCCCCCAUGUUGCAGGGGCUGCAGCCUAUGUCAAAACAUUCCACCCUGACUGGUCUCCAUCAGCCAUUAAAUCAUCACUUAUGACCACAUCUUGGUUGAUGAGCAAUAAUACUGAACAACCAAAUGGAGAAUUUGAUUAUGGUUCAGGACAUGUCAACCCUGUACAAGCUAUAAAUCCAGGACUUGUUUAUGAAGCUUUGGAAGGUGACUACAUAGAUUUUCUAUGCAGCAUUGGCUAUGAUGAUAAGAAAGUUAGGCUUAUAUCAGCAGAUAACAGCAGCUGCCCCCAAAACUCAGACAAAGGAUCACCAAAAGAUCUCAAUUACCCUUCAAUGACAGCCGAAGUUGCGCCAGGAAAAUCGUUUAGUAUUCAGUUUCGCAGAAGAGUUAAGAAUGUUGGUCAAGCAAACUCCACUUACAAGGCCACAAUCUACUCAAAAUCACUAACUGGUAUCAAAGUAGUGCCUGAAGUUCUUUCUUUCCAGUCACUGAAUGAGGAGAAGUCUUAUGAUGUGAUUGUUAAUGGAAGUGGUUUAUCAGAUAAUUCUAUGGUGUCUGCAUCAUUGGUUUGGUCUGAUGGCAUUCAUAGUGUUAGAAGUCCAAUUGUAGUGCACAACUUAAAAUGACCAACUUCAAGCCAAAUGGGAGUCUAAGUUUAGAUUGAUUAGUCAUUCAUUAUAUUGUAUUUUUAUUUAUUGAACAUUUAUUUUUUUAGAGAUACAAAUAUCAGUUGUAAACUUUAAAAUAAGAAAAGGAAAUUGGAUGCUUAAGCUUCUUUUUUUCUUUCUUUCAAGGAAGUACAUGUUCCAAUGUCGUUUUUGUA
This is a messenger RNA of Humulus lupulus (European hop), 2585 nucleotides long. RefSeq names its product subtilisin-like protease SBT4.6. NCBI's taxonomy places the organism in Eukaryota, Viridiplantae, Streptophyta, Magnoliopsida, Rosales, Cannabaceae. The transcript has 12 exons. Gene Ontology annotation, molecular function: serine-type endopeptidase activity. Gene Ontology annotation, biological process: proteolysis. The coding region runs from base 181 to 2388 and encodes 735 amino acids. The record is from RefSeq and is a predicted model, not a curated record.